Etheostoma cragini (Arkansas darter) is the source of this 5302-nucleotide messenger RNA. RefSeq names its product LIM domain kinase 1a (gene limk1a). The record is from RefSeq and is a predicted model, not a curated record. Gene Ontology annotation, cellular component: cytoplasm; neuron projection; nucleus. Bases 187 to 2205 code for a protein of 672 amino acids. The transcript is spliced from 16 exons. Lineage: Eukaryota; Metazoa; Chordata; Actinopteri; Perciformes; Percidae. Gene Ontology annotation, molecular function: protein binding; ATP binding; protein serine/threonine kinase activity. Gene Ontology annotation, biological process: positive regulation of stress fiber assembly; protein phosphorylation; actin cytoskeleton organization.
GUCAGCCGCCCUGUUGAAUGAAGCGCCGCAGAAACGUGCAGACAGGAGGAAGCUGGGAAGGCGCCGCAAGGAGGAACAGAAGCACAGCCACACGACCGCGGGGCGGGCUGCUGUGGUGGUCGGACACCGGUUAUCUGUCGACCAGAGGCGGCUGGCUCUCUCCCGGAGCUCGGUGUCGGAGAGUGAAUGAGGUUGAUGCUGCUCUGCUGCACCUGGAAGGACGAACGCAUGGGAGAGGAGGAAGCUGGAGGAAGUUUGCCCGUCUGUGCGGGAUGCAAACAGAGGAUCUACGAUGAGCAGUACCUCCAGGCCCUCAGUGCUGACUGGCACACCGUCUGCUUCAGGUGUUGUGAGUGCAGCGCCUCGCUGUCCCACUGGUAUUAUGAAAAAGAUGGGCGGCUUUUCUGCAAGAAGGACUACUGGGCCAAAUUUGGGGAGCUGUGCCAUGGCUGCAAUGACCCGAUCACCACCGGCCUUAUCAUGGUCGCAGGGGAACAGAAAUAUCACCCCGAAUGCUUCACCUGUCUGAACUGCAGGGCGUUCAUCGGUGAUGGAGACACAUACGCUCUGGUGGAGAGAUCCAAGCUCUACUGCGGUCACUGUUACUACCAGACCAUUGUCACCCCGGUGUCGCUGCCGGACACGCCAUGCUCACGGAUCCCGCACACGGUCACACUUGUGUCCAUCCCAGCCUCCGCUGAGGGCAACAACGGACGCAGAGGGCGAGGUUUCUCUGUAGCCAUCGACCAGCCGCUCAGCCCAACCAAUGGCUGCAGCCCUGAACACGGACCUACUGUCAGAGUCUCCCAGGUGGACACAGACUGCAUCAGCCCCGAUGUGAAAAACUCAAUUCAUAUUGGAGAUAGAAUCCUUGAAAUCAACGGGACGCCCAUUCACCAUGUCCCUCUGGAUGAGAUCGACCUGCUGAUCCAGGAGACAAGCCGGCUGCUGCAGCUCACCAUCGAACACGACCCUCACAGUCAGGGGCAAGAGGGAGACUCCUCAGAGGCUGAAGUGGACGGCCCCCUGUCCACCCCACUAUCAGAGGGCCCCAGCCCCAUCCUACCCAUCACACAGCCACCCAACCAUGAUAUAAACAGCCUGAGAUCCCGCAUCAUCACGAGGAGCUGCAGCAUUGAUAAGUCACCAGGCUCCAGCAAUGCAGCGUCCCCCAUCUCCAAUAGGAAGGACAUCAAUCGAUCAGAGUCGCUCCGCGUCGUGUCCAAUCAGACGCACCGCAUCUUCCGCCCAUCUGACCUCAUCCAUGGAGAGGUGCUGGGGAAGGGCUGCUUUGGACAGGCCAUCAAGGUGACCCACAAGGAGACAGGGGAGGUGAUGGUGAUGAAGGAGUUGAUUCGCUUUGAUGACGAGACACAGAGAACCUUCCUGAAAGAGGUGAAAGUCAUGCGUUGCCUGGAUCACCCCAACGUGCUCAAGUUCAUUGGAGUCCUCUACAAGGACAAGAGACUCAACUUCAUUGCAGAGUACAUAAAGGGAGGCACCUUAAGGGAAAUCAUUAAGAAAAUGGACAGCAACUAUCCCUGGAACCAGCGGGUCAGUUUUGCCAAGGACAUAGCUGCUGGGAUGACAUAUCUGCAUUCCAUGAACAUAAUCCACCGGGACCUGAACUCAUACAACUGUCUAGUCCGAGAGAACAACUCAGUGGUGGUGGCAGACUUCGGGCUGGCUCGGCUGAUGGUGGACGACAAGCACGAUGACAAGUUGUCGCAGGGCAAACUGCCCAGCCUGAAGAAGCAUGACCGCAGAAAGAGGUACACCGUGGUGGGAAACCCCUACUGGAUGGCUCCUGAGAUGAUCCACGGGAAGAGCUACGAUGAGAAAGUAGACAUCUUUUCCUUUGGCAUCAUGCUCUGCGAAAUAAUUGGCAGGGUAAACGCAGACCCAGACUACCUCCCCAGGGCGAUGGACUUUGGACUGAAUGUGUCUGGCUUUCUGGAGCACUUCUGUCCCCCUGAUUGUCCCCCCUCCUUCUUCCCCAUGGCUGCUGUGUGCUGUGACCUUGAUGCAGACAAACGGCCAGCAUUCUCCAAACUGGAGGAGUGGCUGGAGAACCUGAAGAUGCACUUGGACAUUGGUCUACCGCUGGUGUCGGAAGUGGAUCAGCUGCACAAGGCCUUCUGGGAGAACCACAGCAUCACUCGCCCUGAAAACGGCCUGCACACCCACCCUGAACAGCCAGAGUAGGGCUUAACACAACUGGAGGAGUUUGAAGUUAGAGUGAACCCCACAGGGCAGUGAACGCCUGACUCUGGCAGAGCAGUGGCUGGAGGAGUCGUGUAAAUACUCCUCCAUGUCUGAAGCUGCGGGCGCAGGCUCGCUCAGGCUUAAUGAGCAGACUCAGGGGGAAAUGUGGAUCUGAAAAAGCCACCUGUGCAAGAAGCACACAUAUACACACACACACACACACGCAUUCAAAGUCAAAUCAAGAGACAUUGAACAUGAUAGCUUGAUUUUGCUGCACCCGAAACUAAAGUGUCAUAUGCAAUCAGACAAACUUUCAAAUCAUGACUCAAGUCUUAAAUCAUGUAGAUUUAAUCAAGAAUACUUACUGUACUUACUGUAGUGUGUAUAUUCAUAUGGAGAAAGUAGUCCAAAAAUCAAGGCAUACGGCCUCCUCACUUUGGUCCUCUACAGAGUACAUUGUGCAGUAUGUGUUUGCUAGCGGUUCUGUGUGAGUUUGGUUUGAUUUGAUUUUGAUUUUGGUUUGUAUAUCAAAACGGAACUUGUGAAAAAUGCAAAGGAGAGGGGCCCGCCAGUCGCUUAAGACAUAAAGGUUGAGAUCAACUUGUUUUCCACUACGAGUCAAACAAAACCUUUUAAGCUUUAAAUAGUUCACUGAGGAGUGCAUGAGUGUAAAUAAUGCUGUCCUGGUUCACCGUGUCCCUCUGAGCACAUUUGGUCAUAAACUACAAGACCUACGUGUGUCUGGGCCCCUCUCCCCCAUUAAUUGUGUAGCACUGACCAAACAUUAAGGAACACAUCUUUUGCAUAGAUUUGGUAUGUUUUCUCCCAAUUUAAAGAGCGGUUAGCGUAUCACAUUCAUAUUGACGUGGCAUAUUAUCCAUUAAAACACAUGCCAGUGUACAUAGCUGGCGACAUUGUAAAUGUUUUAAAUAUUGUAAAUGUACAGACAUAUUUUAUAUACGUACGCUACAUUGCCAUAUUUUUAUUGGCCGACCAGUUGAAAUUAAGAAGAGUUCCAGUUUGACAGAAGUCAAAAGGGCACAGCUGAAAGCUUCAUUGUUUUGUUUUUUUCUACAUUGUCACAACUGUGGCUGAGGUUAGGGGCUUUAGCAUUUGAGAUAAUCCAAUUACCACAAACUGUCCCUUACCCUUAUUUCAAACUCAGUAAAUGUUACAUUAUGUAAUUUCCCCUAUCCAAAAAGUGUUUCUAAACAUUUGAUUGGUCCUCUUGGAGUUCAUGCACCCAUAGAGGUGUGCUGGAGUAAACUUAAUUGUAAUACUGGAUUAUCUAUUCAUACUAAACUUGCUGAACUAAAUCGGCAUAUUAUGAUCAACUCUAAUUACAUAUGAUUUGAGAAUUUUAGGGGAAUCAAUCUAUUGUUAAUUAUUCACUCUUUUCUCAUGUACUGUAAAGUAGUACUGCCUCAUCAUGUCAGCUGUCUUUCCACAUAUUUGUCUCACGUCCUGUGGAUGAUCCACUGUUUGUUUACAUGUAAAUGCUAGCUGUACAUAUCACUGUAUAUAUGUGUCUGUCCUGGCAUCUUUCUGUGUUCAUUGCAUAAAUAUGGGCACUCCUCAAAUAUCAUCUCUUCCCCUGUCAGAUAGCUCUCUUGCACCUUCUAACAUUUUCUGUCUCUAAUCUAAAAAUCUUUUAUUUUAUUUUUAUUUCCUUCUGUGGUUUUCAUGAGCUGCAUGAUGUACUAUGUUGGUUCGCUUCUAAACAGAGCUAUUUUUGUCUCUAAAUGAUGUCAUUUUAAAUAAGAAAACAAAAUGAAAGAGUCAAGCUAAAAAAGAAAUAUUAAAAAAACGCACCAUCUGUUUUUUUUAUAUAUAUAUAUAACCACUGAUCCUUUUGUAUACAUUUGAGUACUUUAAUUUGCACUAUAUUUCCAAAUGGUUGGUUAAAGCCAUGUUUGUUAAUUUCCUUUCUUGGGCUACUUGUGAUAAAGAAAUAAAAUAUGUCAGUUCAGGUUGAUAUAUGAAUGCAAGACACUGAUGGAGCCUUUCAACUGUAAAAAUGGGACCUGGGAUAUUCUUUCUCUUGAUAGCAAACAGUUUCUGAGUAUUUAAAUGCAUUUCUGUGCAUGAGUCAAUUUUUAAAUACAGUUUUAGCAGGACCCCUUUUUAUCCCUCAGUAUCUUAAAGUCAAAGAAAGAAUGACUAUAUUUAGCUUUUUAAGCUUGUCUGUAAGUCUGCAGAAUGUCUUUGCUACCAAGAGGAUGUGAUGUCCCAGCUCUGCCUGCUGCCUAUAGACUGUUCCUUUGUGAACGGUGUUCUGCGUUGUUUCUGACUGCUUGGUUUCGUAUGUGAUGCCCACAGCGGCUGCAACUACUGCUGGUCUUUCUGAUAAUAGAGCACUUAAACUGGCCUUUCUCACUUCCUCAUCACCCGCUUUUGGCUCAGGGCCCUACUUUUCUGGAGCUUACUUCACAAUUCAGUUAAUUCAGCAGCUUAAUAGGAAAGCAGCAUUUAACAGUAACAGUGAGACUUGUUAGAGAGCAUGUAACUUUCUGUCAAUGUGUAGCUUGAUAACAAAAAAUAUGCUUCUGUAAAACCAGCCCCUCUUGGUUAAUGUGUUUGUCCGCGGGCAUGUUGUGUACACGAGUGGCUUUGCCAUGUUUCUCCUCCAUUCCGGUCUGAGCCAUGUCGAGCAUGUCUGGUGUGUCUGUGAGGACGUGUUGAGGAUCAUUGAGAAUGUUGCCACAGCACUUCUCUGCAAAGGAUCGUUACCUCUGAACAAUGCUGUGCCUUUGUUGUAAGCUAGCCUUGCCAACGACUCGAAAAACGUGAACUGAUUUCUUUUUUUAUGUAUCAUAAGUGCAAGCCUGUGGAUUGAAUAUCAUUGCUGAUACUAUGAUGUAUUAUGUUUUAUCUUGUUCUGUAUCAUAUUUAUAUUUUCCAGAUUUCCAUUGUUAGUUUUGAUAUUUUAAUAUUAUAUUUCUUUUCCUUUUUUUGGUCGUAUUUAAUUUUUUUACACAAGCUGUGAAAACAAUUCUGCACUUUAAUCCUGAACGUGAACAUUUAGACUCUGAGGAGGCGACUUUUUUUUUCUCUCCUUUGGUCACAGCUAAAAAUAAAACUGUUGCUUCUGAAACAA